Toxotes jaculatrix (banded archerfish) is the source of this 1958-nucleotide messenger RNA. RefSeq names its product glycosyltransferase 1 domain containing 1 (gene glt1d1). Gene Ontology annotation, molecular function: glycosyltransferase activity. The transcript has 12 exons. The record is from RefSeq and is a predicted model, not a curated record. The coding region runs from base 426 to 1457 and encodes 343 amino acids. Lineage: Eukaryota; Metazoa; Chordata; Actinopteri; Toxotidae.
UUGUAGUUUUUUGUUACCGCUGAUCUUGGCGUUGAUAGAGUAGUCACGGGAGAGGAGUGUGAUUGUCGUGUUUUUAUUUUUUGGGACUAAAUCUAAAAAGAUAGUCUAAAAGCAAAAUACUGCAUGGGCCAACAGUGUCCGUGCGGUAUGUGUUACUGCUAUGUGUUUCCGGGGGAUCUUAUAGGAGACGGACUUGUAAACAUUGCAAGCGUGGUGCAGUGCCAAGUAAAGAGCUAGCCGUGCUGUAGCUCACGGCGCUUUGCUCUACGUGUAGCAGACAGGCAUGGGUUCAGGAAAUGUGAUCGCUCAGUUCAACGAGCCUUAAACAGCACAUAGAGGCUCUGUUAGCUGCAUAUUUCCAUCUGGUUUCCAUUAAUGUUCACAUGUUAACUAGUUAGUUAGACCGCUCAGCCUUUAGUGUAGAUAUGAAAUUACUCUUUCUUGCCUGUCUCAACCCUAACACUGGGAACCACACUACAGCUGAGAGAAUAAGGUCCCACAUUGAAUCAGCAGGACACACUUGUGAGCUCAGAGAUGCAACAGAAUUUCAGUCACCUGCUGAGGUGGCAAACUUAGUGUCUCGAAAUCCUCCAUUUGAGGGUGCACUGGCCAUUCAUCUGUUCAGAGCAGGCAGACUUCUCUUGGACAUCCAAGUACCCUUUGGCGUCAUCUUUGGCGGAACAGACAUAAAUGAAGAUGUGAAAGUUGAACAGAAGCGCGUGAUUAUGGAGCAGGUGCUACUGAAAGCCAGGUUUGCAGUUGCAUUUACUGACAAACUGAAAGAAGAGGCCGAGUUAUUUCUGUUGUCCCAGAGCAGCAAAAUCUAUGUCCAACCCCAAGGUAUCCAGACGGAAGCGACAGAGAAAUUCUGCUGGGCUGAAUUCUUGAGAAGCUCAGGUGUAAGCAGUGAGCAUGUGGAUGAGCUGCGUGUCUUCCUGUUGGUCUGUGGUCUCAGAAGAGUCAAAGACCCCCUCUAUCUGGUGGAGGUAUUUUCAGAGUGGCAUUGUGAGAAUCCGCUGAAUGUGCUGGUCAUUAUUGGGCCAAAGAUUGAUCCUGUACUUAGUGUUGAAGUGGAAGCUGUCGCUAAAAGAACAGCAGGGGUCUUUUUGGCCCAGGAGAGGAGCCAACAGGAGCUUCAUGCUGCCAUGAAAAGGUGCUUCGCUGUGGUCAACAGCUCCAUCUCAGAGGGCAUGUCAGCAGCCAUCUUGGAGGCCAUGGAUCUCGGGGUACCUGUGUUGGCCAGGGACAUUCCAGGAAAUGCAGCUGUGGUGCAGCAUGAGUUCAGUGGCCUGCUGUACUCUUCUCCUCAGGAAUUUGUGCAUCAAUCUCAGAGGCUGUUGUCAGAUCGUGAGCUGAGAGAGAGCGUGGUGAGGAAUGGAAAACUCUACGUGGAAGAGCAUCACAGUCUGAAACAGGAGAGAGAAACCUACCAGCAGCUGGUGGACAUUCUGCACUGAGCAUAAGGUCACAGCAUUCAACCCCACUCUGUAUACUCCACUCUGUAUACUUUCUCAGGAACUUCAGCAACAGAGAACAGGGAAAUACAUCAGUGUAUUUACCAGACAUAGGUAUAACUACCACAGGUGUCUUUUAGAAAAUCAGGCUACAAAGAUGUCUGUACAAAAUGAUCCUGUUUCACCUGCACUGCCACAUUGAAGUUAUGCUGCAGAGCACUUUGAACCAAAGACCUAUAGCAGAAAUGGUUGAUUGUCUUGUUAAUAUAUUUCAUUUACUGUAUUUGAAAUUGAUGAUGCACUGUUAUUUAUGGUCUAGUAUAACUAUAGGAAAAGCAUGAAUUCUCUGUUUAUCCAUUCUACUUAAUAAAAGAGGCAAACAACUCCACCAGUUGGUGAUCUGAAAAUGUGCGAUGGCUGUGAAAUUAUUGCUCAGUCUGCUGAAACAAAAAUGACAGUUUGUAAUACAAAAUUCUGGAAGUGCCAUUAAAUCUUUUUCUCUCA